CUUCCUGACAUGGUGGGCAUACAAACUAAUCAAGAAAAGAAGAGAAGCCAAGCUCAAAGAGAAGUUCUUUAAACGAAAUGGGGGUCUAAUUUUGCAGCAGCAGCUAUCUUCACCAGAAGGUAAUGUUGAGAAAAGCAGCGUGUUCAAUACUGAAGAGCUCGAGAAAGCUACUGACCACUUUAACAAGGAUAGGAUUCUUGGAAAAGGUGGCCAAGGUACCGUUUACAAAGGGAUGCUUACUCCGACAGCAUCUAGGGUUCCUCGAUGGUAGAAUAGUUGCUAUCAAGAAAUCCAUAGGAAUAGAUGAGGAGAAUGUUGAACCAUUCAUCAAUGAAGUUGUCAUCCUCUCGCAAAUCAAUCAUAGAAACGUGGUCAGGCUCUUGGGGUGCUGUUUGGAGAGUGAAGUUCCUCUUCUCGUGGACGAGUUCAUUCCAAAUGGGACUCUCUACGACUAUCUCCAUGACAAAGAAUCCCCUGUUUCGUGGGAGGCACGCCUACGAAUUGCCACUGAAGUUGCAGGUGCUCUUUUCUACUUGCACUCGUCAGCAUCAAUCCCAAUUUACCACCGUGACAUCAAGUCUUCAAACAUACUCUUGGAUGAGAAAUAUCGAGCGAAAAUUGCUGAUUUUGGGACUUCAAGAUCAGUUUCCCUUGAUCAGACUCAUGUGACCACAUUGGUUCAGCGAACCUUCAGGUACUUGGACCCGGAGAACUUUCAGUCAAGCCAGUUUACCGAUAAAAGUGAUGUGUACUGCUUUGGUGUGGUUCUUGUUGAACUCCUGACUGGACAAAAGCCAGUGUCUUCGUUGCGAGCAAAUGAGGGUAGAAGCUUGACGACAUACUUCAUCAUCUCAAUGGAGGAGAAUCAUCUUUUCGAUAUACUCGACGCUCGUAUUUCGGAGCAGGGCAGAGCAGAAGAGAUUACUACAGUUGCAAACCUUGCAAAACAAUGUUUAAACCUAAGAGGGAGGAAAAGGCCCACGAUGAAAGAGGUGGUGAUCGAAUUGGAAAGGAUACGGAGCCUGGGGCAACCAGCUUCCAGCCCUGAGCAAAAUCAAGAGAGGAGCGAUUUGUUGGUGGCUGAGGCAUCUGAGGGGUUCAAUGCUUGGUUAACGUCGGGAGAAUCUAAUAUGGAUGCCGAAGUAAUUACGUUGUCGGACGUUCACCCCCUCUUACCUAGCGAAUCAUGGUGAAUCACAGUAGAAUUACUCCGUUUCUGUAGUUUUUGCCACUGCAUUUAACACUGGGUACUAUAUUUCCUUUGCAGCUUCAGGGAAUAAGCAGGUUGCAACUUCUUCUUGAUUUUAUUUUUUAAGUGAUUGAUUGUAAUAAUAUGGUAUAUUAACCUUCCAAUUCCAUCAUAUAUCUUAUUCUA
Punica granatum (pomegranate) is the source of this 1375-nucleotide messenger RNA. The record is from RefSeq and is a predicted model, not a curated record. NCBI's taxonomy places the organism in Eukaryota, Viridiplantae, Streptophyta, Magnoliopsida, Myrtales, Lythraceae.